UUGUCUCUGAGGCUGGUAGACUUCCUGAAGUACGUACCUUAUUAACGAUGUCAGUCUGUCAAGGGGAGCGUAAGGGGGGUCAUUCCCUAGGCUGGACGGGAAGGCUGAUGGGGAAGGUGUGGCAGGGUCAACGGGAACAUAUGGAGGACAAGAGCUGGCUAACUAGGAGCCCUGGGAAAUGGCCUCCUGUCUCUGGCUUAUCUGAUCCCCAUUCCUCUUCAGAACAGGAGAUGAUGUGGCAUAAUAGUGGAGAAAAGCAGAAAGCAUUUGAUCUAUUCUAAUGGGAAUGGUUGAGGAAAUACAUGAGGAUACUGCUGAAUGACCAUGUACGUAUAUAUAUACAGUAGAGAUAUGACAUGUUUUGUAUAGAAAUGUGUCAUAUGAUUGCUGACUAUAUUAUGUGAUGUAAAUGCUCACUCCACUGAUACAGAUUUUCUACAUCCUGCCCUGUUGGUUGACAUCUGACCUCAGAGCUGAAUAGCAACAGAGGGGCUCCAGCCCAGUCUGCCCGGUAACAUGACUGUGGGCCCUAUCCAAUGAAAUCUAUUAGAAUACACCACUUGCUUGCUGUGAUACAAUGUGUACCUGGAUUGUUGUAAACAGUAAAAUAAGCUCACUGUGCCAACAUGUUUGUAGUGGAGCAUUAUUAUUUAUAGGAGAUUUAACUCCAAAAUCCCCUUGUGUAUUAGAUUGAAUGGAACCCUCGUCUCGAGAUUAGCACACAGUCCUCUCUAUACUGUCAAUCCCCACUUCACAGACACAAAUGCUGUUCAAACAUCAGUUCUACUGUAGCUAAUGACGCUCUUAAACAUCCCCGGAGCAACACACAGCGCUGUCAUAGACUUAUUAUUUAUCAUUAUUAAAUAACGGGAGACAUCAAAAGAAAUCGUAACUCGAUCCGGUGGGAGGCUUGGAGCUCUUUCCUGAGGAGAGGAGUGGUUAGAGCUUUACAGUGUUAGAAUGGAGCGUUCAGCUACAUGGUGUUACCUACAGUAUCGCUGUUGACAAAGCUUGAAGUGUGAGGGACUACAUCCCACAUUCAGUCAAUCGACAAACCCAGACCACAGGUUAACUCUGUUCACGCUGUUUUGGACCUGUCACCUUGACACACCGCACAAGCUGUUCCUCUCAUGGACAUGCCCUUCAAAUACAUUGUGUCUUUGUGUGUGUGUGUGUCCCAGAUUUGCAUUUCUCUGAUUGUGGCAGGUGUUUGGGAGCGUUGUCUGCUGUGUCUUUGUGUUGUUGUUUGCUUGUUGUCACUCUUCCCCAGGUCCCGCUGGGAAUCUGUAGAUGAAUUACCACAGGGAACACAUUUGAUUUGCAAAUAGUUUCUGGAAAACAACACAUAGGUGUGUUUGUUCCAAACAGUGCUGAUUUGCAAGAAAACUAGGCGUGCUUCGUCUACUGGUUUCUAUGUUAGACAAAGAAACGCUUCAGGAAACACAAGGAUAUGCCACUAACAACGAGACACGUUUUGCAUUAUAAUAUUGCAUUUUGUCUAACACGGUAGUUGUGUAACCUACAAUUCUGUUGAAGGGUGGAGAUGGAAGUAUGCCUUAAUCUGCUACACACACCAAGAGUUUGCCAAUUAAAAUUCACUGGAGUGAUUUGUUUGCUGUAACUUUCCAGUCAAUGCCUGUUUUGCACAUUCCAGUCAAGGUCAUCAGUGUUUGCGCUGUAAGUUCAGAGUUUUCUUUGCCAUCCAGUCAACAGACACAGACAUCCUCACUACCAUCGACAAUGUUCCACUGGUGUCCAGGGGUUCAAUGACACCUAACACUCACUGGGCGGAUAAUUUUUCAGACUGGCACUGUGUGUGUACAGGCAUGUGUGUGUGUGUGUGUGUGUGUGUGUGUGUGUGUGUGUGUGUGUGCAUACCAGCUUGUGUGUGUGUGCCGAUUGGGCUAUGACCUGUACCUCAAUCACCACCCCCUUCUGGGAAAGCACAGGUGUUUCCUCUGAUAAUGUGCUCACCUCCCCCUCCUCUCUCUCUCCUCCUCCCUCCCUCCCUCCCUCCCUCCCUCCCUCCCUCCCUCCCUCCCUCCCUCCCUCCCUCCCUCCCUCCCUCCCUCCCUCCCUCUCUUUCCCUAACCAGGAAGUGAGAGCCGUACAUUCCAGCCCAUCCAGAAGAGCCCCCUCCAGUAGCUACCAGCUGGACCAGAAGAGGGACCCUUCACCUGGUGAGAAGAUGGCCUCAACUCAAGACCCCAGCCUCUGUAAGUAGUUCAUUACUGUAGUAUUACACACUGCUUUACCUCCUCCUCCUCCUCCAGGACUUUUAUUCCAUCAGAAAUCAGGUUUCACAACUUUCAAAGAAUUUCUUAAAAUCGUAGCUACAGAAUGUGAUACUGGUUACGUGUAUUUGAGAGAGAAAUCCGAAGAUGAUUUUGUGUGUUGAGAAUGUACUGUAUUGUCCUGUGUGGGAUCAAAUCAACUCUGGGAAUUGAGUACCAUCCAAGGCAGAAAAUGAACAACCCUAGAUAUUGAAACAGUGUUUCCAAUACUGUGAUAGGAGAAGUUGCUGAGUGGCUGCAUUGUGGGUUUUCUCUUUUCCACUGCGACUGAUAACACUGGCUGUACAGAGUAGUCGUGGGGAAAGUGCAGUAUUCUCCGAUUGUCAUCUAAAAAGGUUCUCAGAUGUAUGUUUCUGUAAUUGAAAAUCAUCCCAAAAUACAAAUUUCAAUGUUUCCCUCCUUUUACAGUGAGGGAAAAAAGUAUUUGAUCCCCUGCUGAUUUUGUACGUUUGCCUACUGACAAAGACAUGAUCAGUCUAUAAUUUUAAUGGGAGGUUUAUUUAAACAGUGAGAGACAGAAUAACAACAAAAAAAUCCAGAAAAACACAUGUAAAAAAUGUUAUAAAUUGAUUUGCAUUUUAAUGAGGGAAAUAAGUAUUUGACCCCUCUGCAAAACAUGACUUAGUACUUGGUGGCAAAACCCUUGUUGGCAAUCACAGAGGUCAGACAUUUCUUGUAGUUGGCCACCAGGUUUGCACACAUCUCAGGAGGGAUUUUGUCCCACUCCUCUUUGCAGAUCUUCUCCAAGUCAUUAAGGUUUCGAGGCUGAUGUUUGGCAACUCAAACCUGCAGCUCCCUCCACAGAUUUUCUAUGGGAUUAAGGUCUGGAGACUGGCCACUCCAGGACUUUAAUGUGCUUCUUCUUGAGCCACUCCUUUGUUGCCUUGGCCGUGUGUUUUGGGUCAUGCUGGAAUACCCAUCCACGACCCAUUUUCAAUGCCCUGGCUGAGGAAAGGAGGUUCUCACCCAAGAUUUGACGGUACAUUGACGGUCCAUCGUCCCUUUGAUGCGGUGAAGUUGUCCUGUCCCCUUAGCAGAAAAACACACCCAAAGCAUAAUGUUUCCACCUCCAUGUUUGACGGUGGGGAUGAUGUUCUUGGGGUCAUAGGCAGCAUUCCUCCUCCUCCAAACACGGCGAGUUGAGUUGAUGCAAAAGAGCAUCAACUCUUUUUGGUCUCAUCUGACCACAACACUUUCACCCAGUUCUCUUCUGAAUCAUUCAGAUGUUCAUUGGCAAACUUCAGACGGCCUUCUAUGUGCUUUCUUUAGCAGGGGGACCUUGCGGGCGCUGCAGGAUUUCAGUCCUUCACGGCGUAGUGUGUUACCAAUUGUUUUCUUGGUGACUAUGGUCCCAGCUGCCUUGAGAUCAUUGACAAGAUCCUCCCGUGUAGUUCUGGGCUGAUUCCUCACCGUUCUCAUGAUCAUUGCAACUCCACGAGGUGAGAUCUUGCAUGGAGCCCCAGGCCGAGGGAGAUUGACAGUUAUUUUGUGUUUCUUCCAUUUGCGAAUAAUCGCACCAACUGUUGUCACCUUCUCACCAAGCUGCUUGGCGAUGGUCUUGUAGCCCAUUCCAGCCUUGUGUAGGUCUACAAUCUUGUCCCUGACAUCCUUGGAGAGCUCUUUGGUCUUGGCCAUGGUGGAGAGUUUGGAAUUUGAUUGAUUGAUUGCUUCUGUGGACAGGUGUCUUUUAUACAGGUAACAAGCUGAGAUUAGGAGCACUCCCUUUAAGAGUGUGCUCCUAAUCUCAGCUCUUUACCUGUAUAAAAGACACCUGGGAGCCAGAAAUCUUUCUGAUUGAGAGGGGGUCAAAUACUUAUUUCCCUCAUUAAAAUGCAAAUCAAUUUAUAACAUUUUUGACAUGCGUUUUUCUGGAUUUUGUUGUUGUUAUUCUGUCUCUCACUGUUCAAAUAAACCUACCAUUAAAAUUAUAGACUGAUCAUGUCUUUGUCAGUGGGCAAACGUACAAAAUCAGCAGGGGAUCAAAUACUUUUUUCCCUCACUGUAUAUGAUUUACAUGUGUGGAGGCAGAGGACAUGACCUGACAGAGAUAGGGCUUGAGUGUUUGACACGAGUGUGUGACAUUGGGGUCAUGUUGAGGUGCUUCUGUGUUUGUGUGAGUGUGUGUAUGUGUUUGUGUGUGUGUGUGUGAGUGAGUGAGUGAGUGAGUGAGUGAGUGAGUGAGAGACAGAAAGAGAGAGAGAGAGAGAGAGAGACAGUGGGUGGGGAAAAGCUCAGUGGAAUGAUGGACAUGUUGACAGCUCACUUUGUGUUUCACUCAUUCACUUACUCACUCACACUCUCACGCACACACACACACACACACACACACACACACACACACACACACACACACACACACACACACACACACAAACACACACACACACACAACGUCAUUACUCCCAGUUGUUGUUGUUGUUUCAGUAACAAUCUAUUUACAGCAGUUGAAUUUCCAGAAUUAUUUUUUCCCUCCUCAAAUGUCACAUGUCGGUCAUGUGAAAUGGUUAACCAGUCCUAAAUCACUGUGGUGGCUAAAGCUGGAAGACACUGUCGCCUUUGCAGACUGGUGGUGUAAGUGAUGAGGGUUUGUGAGAGCUGACCGAUUGACAGUGUCAUGUCAAUGACAGCAUCAUGUGAUUUACCACUCACAGUGAGUGACAGAGGAGGUGAAGGAGCUCUUUGCCCAAAGCCAACGUGUUAAAUAAAGACCUGUGAACGACACACUGCGCUUUGUGCUUUAAACAAGCACCAACCUCACCUUCGAACCAGCAUGCUUCUGUCUUUUAAAUAGACAACCUUGGUUACAAUAUCUCCCUUUUGGAUAUCCCACUGGAUUCUGGGUCUGGUUUAUUUAGCCCACACCUGUGGGUCCAAACAACACAAUAAUUUUUUAAAUUUUUUAUACAGGAUGUAAUAUUCUGAGUUGUAGUGAUAGUAUUUUAUUAUAUCAGGGGAUACGCUCCAUCAAGAAAAGCACCUCUUGAUUUUGUUAUCCGAGGCAAAUUUGUUUUUGGAUUUUACCUAAUGAAGGUUAUUGGAGGAGAUUUUAGUCUCAGGAUACCAGCUUGAAUUGGAAAUCGAAGCUCCAGUCACUCAGAUUGACACGUAUUGAUCCACAGUGUUUCUCUUAGGGCUUCUCUAAAUGGCAAAAGUUCACAUCCUCCCAUUAUCUUCCAUUAAGCACAAUACUCAAACAGAACCGGAGGGCUAGGGUGCUUUGAGGGACACUAGUCUCUAUCUAGACAGGCAGCACACAACGUAAACUGUGAAUAUCUAUUGUCUAAACAGUGACCUGAAAAUAAGCCUUGCCAGUGAAGUUGCAUACACAUCUACUGUGCCUUAACAAAAAAAGUUUCCAGAAUUUGUUAAAUGCGUUCAUUAUUAACCAUUUGAAGGCCUGCAGGUGUUAGCUAGCUGAUAAAGCGCCAGGGGAUGUUGUCUAUGACAUCAGAUAUUCCGGGCGAGUUUGUUUACACUCCAGGAACAGGAAAUCCAUGUGCAAUUUCAGAGGGAUUAUCAGCACGGCACAGGUUCCUACAGUCGAGAUAACCAGGCUUUUCUUUAGUCGAUGCACUGCUAUGUCUGACUCUGGGGGUACUUACGCACCAGAGGAGGCUGGCGGGAGGAGCUAUAGGAGGACAGGCUCAUUGUAAUGGCUAGAAUGGAAUAAAUGUAAUGGAGUCAAACAUGUGGUUUCCAUAUGUUUGAUACUGUUCCAUUUAUUCCAUUCCAGCCAUUACAAUGAGCGCAUCCUCCUAUAGCUCCUCCCUCCAGCCUCCUAUGGUACGCACUGUGUUGCCUCUGCAGGGCCAGAAAACAACAAUCACUGCUAUGCAUUUGAAUUUAGUGAACUAUACACUACCUGGUGGCUUUCUGAACAGAACCAGGAGUACCCUGGGUAGAAUGUCAAGAUAGGUCAGGGUCUGCACAUUGGUACUUUGGGUGAACUAAUGCUAAUCAGCCUUUGAUAAAGCCUGAAUGAGAGAAGUUAGCGUAGUGGAAGGACUCUCACAAGGUCAACAGUUUAAGGGGGGGCUCGCUAUUGUUGGGCAAAGUUUACUCUUCUCUUUCUUUCUUUUCUUUCAUUCUCCCUUUCUCUUUCUGCAGGUUAGUGAGAAAGUUACAGGGUCAAAGGUCAUACCCCCAAGACAUGCUAACCUUUUCACUUUUACCAAUAACAGGGAUGGUUAGCAUGUCUUGGGGGUAUGAUCUUUGACACUCUGUAACUUUCUCACUCAUCAUUAUUCACAAUUAAUUCAGGAUUACCUGUCAUCAUGGUAGCAUCCCCAUUAAUGUAGAAGUGUUUAGAAACAUAUUUUAUUCGUAUUUACAAUAAAAGUGACUCCAAAAUGACAUAAUACAUUAUUUACCAUGCAUUUCUAUUGCGCACAAAAUAAUCUGAAACACAACCAAAACGAAAUGCAAAUGCAUCCAACAAGUUUGUAGAGUCACAAGCUUGAUGUAGUCAUUGCGUGCUUGGAAUAUGGGACCAAAUACUACAAUUAUGACUACUUUAUUUAUAAGAAUCUUCAGGGGUGGCAAUAAUUUUGACCCCUACCUUUUUGAUUUUUGAUUUCCUGUUAAACAAAAUCUGUUUCUCUGACCAAUUUUUUGGAGCAUACAAUAUAGCUCAGUAUUUGAAUUAUUUAUUUUAUACAGUCAUUAUUGCCAAACAUUUUCAAGGGUGUCAAUAAUUUUGGACCCUACUGUAUGUAGACGCUGGUUUGGUGCUGGAGAUGGUGAAUAGGAGGUUGAAAAGUGGCGGAAUUACAUUUUAACUACGACAUGAUGUCAGUUAAAUGAUAAAUGAUUGAAUUGCGCUUCUUGUAUGUCACGUAAUGGGCCAAGUUUCCAGUCACCAAAUAUUCUAUUGAAUUUCUGUGUGUGUUCUUAAGCUAGAAUCCUUAAUUGCAUCUCAGUGCUUGAGGCGUCACUACAGACCUCCUGGUUCGAUUCCAGCCUGUAUCACAACUGGCCGUGAUUGGGAGUGCCAUAGGGCGGCACACAAUUGGCCCAGCGUCGUCCGGGUUUGGCCGGUGUAGGCCGUCAUUGUAAAUAAGAAUUUGUUCUUAACUGACUUGCCUAGUUAAAUAAUGUUUUUUAUUAUUUUUUUAUUUUUUAUAAAUAAAUAACAAAGCUUCUCCCUGCCCCUGUUUUGCUAAAAAGCUGCGUGAUGGGUCUGGAGAAAUGUAACCACUCUCGAAUUCACAGACUGACCAUCCAUGAUAUCAAGUUUUUGUUUACAUUUAUGUUGUUUUACAAACAUUGGAGUAAAACAAGCUAUUUUGGGUUCUGAUGGGGUACGACAGUUGAACUAAGCUCGAGGCAUUUAGAAGUUAUAUUCUUCAAGAAUCAAUGGGUAUGAUUAAUUUAUAAGUCCAAAAAUGGAUCUAGCAACUAAGGAUUCUAGCUUUAAGGCAUGUUCUUAUGUACGGUUCCUGGAAAUGUUUUCAAUGAUUCUCAGAACACAAGUGGCUUUAAUAAUAAUAAUAUUACAAAGAGAAUCUCAAAGACACUGCAAAAACAAACAAAACAAAUCUGGUAGAGAUCUGGCAGGUCUUGGGCGAUGGUCUUCCACAGCUUCAGAUGAUAAGGUGCUGUUCAGCCAGGCAGUUCAGAAAGGCUGGGCAGUAGCUUAAGUGGAGGGAGCUUCGAUGGCACAGAGAGGGAGCAGCGUCACUCAGUUACUUAGACAGGCCCGGUACCACACACACACACACACACACACACACUGAGAUAUAUUUUUAUAUAGUGUGUUGUAAAUCCCAUGAUCAUGGCUGAUGCAUCAGGGCGAGCUAUGACAGGCGGCUCUGUUGCGGUCUCAGAGGGGACUCCUGUCCAUCUGGCAUCCCUGUUCCCCAUCUGGGCCCAGGCAGCCAAGGGAGAUCCCUGAGCCUCAAUCCCGUUCACUUUCUACCUUUCAUUUGUGGCAUGUAAAAAGUCCUGCUAUCUGUGGCUCUUAAAAGGGAGCCUAAGGUGGUUCCACGCAUAUCAUCAUCAAAUAUAUUAAAAGAACGUCAUCAUGGUGAAUCAUCGUUGUCAAUAUUUCUGGAUUUGGGGACCUGUAUGAGGUUAUUUGGGUUGGCCCUCUCAUUGGGUUGAUUACACCCCCCCCCACCCCUUCGCCUUUUCCCCUCCUCUCUGAGAAACGAGGGAUGCGGGGUCCGGUUUCGAGGUCUCAGUGCAGGACGUCUGUUCUGUUAGGUCCGUGUGACUUAAGGUAAAAGGCAUGUAGGGUACCUCAUCUAAAAAAAGCCCCCCUACCCCUCUUGAGCUCCGUCUUUUAGGAAGGGGGCAUCUAAAAUAAAAUCAGCUGUCACUGUCCACUAGGCCCCACAGAGCUGAGCUGAUCGCACACUGCUGGAGCUGGUCUCCAACUCACACCGAAUCACCUCCCAGGGUUUUGUUUAGUUGCCUCUGGUAACGGCUGGGCAAAAGGACCCUGCUGCUGGCUCUCAGGGGAUUUCAAGGCCCUUCAACAUUAUCUGUGGGAUUGUAUUGUCCGAGGUACACGGAGGUGCUAAAGGCAUAGAGGGCAUUACAGUAAGUGGGCCAGUCUUUACAACCUUCAUAGCCUUUCAGUGUGUUACAAUCCUCUGCAUGUAAAGGUGGACUGACAUUCAUUGUCACAUGAUUGAUUUGAAUGAGAACACAAAGACACUUAGAGAGAUAUGUAGAGAGAGAGAUACUGGAUGUACUGGAUGAAUGAGAGGUUGAAUGGUAAACUGACGGUGUUGACAGUAGACUGCCUUUUCAGCUUUAUACGGCUUUUGCUUGCGUGUACUGUACGACUAGGUUGUUUUACCAUGUAAAACAGGACUGGAAUUACAGCAAGAGUCUUCUAAAUGUGUUCAAAAAAUAUAGAGUUGUCAGAUGAAGAUGAUUGGGCCGGUGACAGAGGGGUUGGUGGUUCAAAUCCCGGAGCUAUCUAGGUGAGGGAUCUGUCGAUGUGCCCUUGAGCAAGGCACUUGACCCUAGUUGCUCCUGUAAGACGCUAUGGAUAAGAGCGUCUGCUAAAUGAAUAAAAUGUAAAAGUGCGAAAGGAAGCAUGAUUCCACGAGGAUGUGGGAUUGUUAAGUAUGCAUGAAGUCAGCUUGUUUUUUCUGAUCUGAUAUGACUUGGUUAUUUCGCCUGGAAUGCUCUCUGACUGUGAGUGUACUCACUAGAAACAACGUGACCACGUACUAGAGGCCGAUCCAGUGGUCUCUUUGAUCCAUUUGACAGCUCAAUAAUUGUGUGUCGCCUCUGUGCCUGUGGAACAGCCAGUUGAAUUAGAGUCACAGAACAGUGAGCUUUGGCUCAGGUCUCAGCUGCUGCUCUGGGUCUGUGGUUCCAUAAGGCUAGCUAGCUAGCAGCGUAGCCCACCUCUGAUCACAUAACCACAGGCAGAGCAUCAGAAGGGGUCUGCGGCCCUGGCUCAGCUCAAUAUAGCCACUGAGCCAUGCAUACCAGAGGCAAGGCCUCCCCCACACACACUCUCUCCCCCCAUAGACGUUUCCUGAUGCCCACCCGUCACUUUCAACCACACACCUGCCGCCCCAACCUCCCCCUCCUAUCACUAGAGCCAGAUGAAGGCACCGCUGCCCUGUAAAUCGGAGAGAUUAAGAGUUAACACUCCUCAGGAAGAGAACAAGAGCCACCCAUCCCUGCCAUGUGGAGUUUAUGCAAACACAUUGCUGACUAAUCAUACAGUAGGUGGCCUUCCAUGGAAGGGGAGUUAAGAUAGGAAAAUAAAAUGAGUGAAAGCACCUCUGCUUUUAAGAUAGCAAUGUCGAAACGCAAACAGAUGGUAAUCUGCUGGAAGAUUAUGGCAUCUUACCCAGUAAGUCAUUUGUAAACGUUAUAAUCAUUGAAAUCGGUUGAUAUCGCUAAUUAAACAGAGGAAAGCGCCAGUGAUGUAGAGAGGAAAAUGCUUUUAGCCUUCUGGAGAAAUUGAGCUCUGUUCAGAUGUCCUUGAGUUUGACCUCGCUCUCUCUUUUUCCCUUCAUCCCUCAUUCUCUUACUGGGAAACAUGACUCUGCAGACAGGGCCGUAAAAAAAGGAGGAUUUAUCUUUGCGACCCUCCUGGAGCCUGGGUUAGCUACGUCACUUUCCCGCUAUGGCGAGCUUUGCAUUCAUUCACCACCAUUCCUCCACUCGCAGGCUGAACAUACCAAGGGACUGUUGUCAAUGUUUUUAUGGCAUCAGUACGCUUGUAUGUCUGUAUGUCUUAUUGACAGCCCAGGGCCCAGUUUCACGAUAGCGAUGGAAUUUAGGAUUAGGAUUCUUUAAAAAAUGCAUCUUUCCUACAACGUCUGAAGAUGUAACAUGCGUUUCCCAAAACACCACGCAGAGAGAACGGUCACUAAGUGCGUCGUUGGUGCAUGUGUCAAUACUGAUAGGAUCAAAAGAAAGGGAGUGCUGCUCUCGGAUCAGCUUUCUCCAUUCAAAUCGUUCCUUAACAUUAUAAUUAUUCCACAAUACUGAUAACGGAUCAGCUCCUAGAGAGAUAUUCCCACCUACGGCUACAAAUAUUGAGGUGGCUUAUUCUAAUUACCGGAGAUCUGCUGUGCAUAAAGUGACGUGGGAACGCAAAAAAGCCUCUAACAACGCGCUUUGCUGUUCUACGAGUGGUCUGAGGCAGGCGUUAGAUUACAAACGUUUUCAAGUGCAAAGUUAAUAACAAUGGUUUUGGGAGACAGCUCAGAGAUCUAACGAUGCUCCUACGAAGGUUCUAACGAUGAACUUAGCCUUAAGAUGCCUAUGGGAAACCUGGCCCAGAACCAUGACGUGUCGUAGGCACUUAUCCCCAGUGAUAAAUAAGGACAUUAUCCCUCGUUCGUUCUGUUAAACGAGUGUCAGGUUUCAGGUGACCUCAGGUGUAGGGUAUCUGACCUGUAUUUAUAGUCAAGAGCGGGUAAAACCCACAUUUAUUUUUGGACGUUGCUGUGCUGGUCAGUCAUCCUCUAGCUAUCUCUCUCCACAGCGCAGGGUGAUUGGUUAACACUAACAUACCCGCCAUAGCAGGAGGAUCUAAAAAUGGUGGUUUAAGGGAACAUGCUUUCAUCACAUGGUAGCCAAUCCAAGUGCUUGGCUCCUGUGAGAAAUCAUGUGGGUUUAUGAGACAAGGAUAUACUUUGGCCCUGUUUCAAUAGACUUGAAGUAGGGAGCAUCUUUGACUUGUGUCAUCCAGUCAGAUAACCAGUCAAUUCCAGGAAUAGGAAAUCAAACCGGCAGAUAGUAACACAUGUAUUCAUAGAACUUUCUAAAAGUGGUCUGACAGGCAUUAGGAUGACUAGCUCUUCUCCAUAGGGGUAUAUGUGUACGGUAUGUACCAGGCAAAGAAUAGCUUUCUAUCGCUAAUAGUUGUAGCCGAGAUACCAUUGGAAUAGUUCCUUAAAAUAUAUGCCUACCCAUGUUCUAUCCAUGUGCUUCUGUUUUGGCUAAGAUCUCCCCAGUAUGUGAAACAGCAGAUAAAAUCCACAACAUAGAAAUGUCAAAGUGUACUACAUAAUACAAUUGCCAUUUCCAUCCGUGUCCUCUUUGAUCUCAAUGCAUUAUAACCGCGGCAGAAUCAACAUGCUAAAAGCCUUGAGGUCCAGUGUGGGUGUUAGAUAGAUCCUCAGUGGAGUUAAUGAUGCUUUAUAGCAUAGCAGAGCCAACCAUAAAUCAAUACUUGACUCUAAUUGGAUGUCUAUAGGGAUAUACUGUACUAACCAGUGUGUGUGUCCAUUUGUGUGUGUGUGUGUGUGUGUGUGCGCGCAUGCAUGCGUGUGAUGUUAGAGCAGUCCUGUUUGAUUGAUGAGUGUGACUCUCUUCAGUUUCAUGACAACAUCCUUUGUGAAUCCCCAUUGUCCUGUCUAUGGCUAUGUAUAGAGGGGUCAUGUAAAAAACAUGUGAGGGGAUGUGGUUCUGGAACAAGCCAGACGUAGGUGUAAAGCUAACUUGGAUGGCAGUAGAGAUCAGUGGAGGAGUGUUUGUGUUUGAUACCAUUCCAUUGACUCCAUUCCAGCCAUUAUUAUGAGCCAUCCUCCCCUCAGCAGCCUCCACUGGUAGCGGUUGUCACUGUUGUCGCCAUGCCCCUUGCAGUUACAUAAUGGCCCUGUCCUUUCAGAUAAUAGGAUGCAGCUACCACAACAGUUUUCCAAUAUGUCCCCUUAAAAUGUCGUCCAUGGUUAUACUCUUGAAAGUAUCUAUUCUAUCAAUGGGCUGAAACGCUGAAAGGUUGAAUCAUAUCUGAUCUGACUUUUACGUAAACCAUGGAUUUACUGUAAAUCAAUGCUGAGAAUUAAUGCAGAAAUUUGUGUGACAAACACGGCUUUCAAGUCAGGAUUCGGCUCUUUUUGUUCAUAAACUGCAUUCUCACGUCCUGGAAAGUAAACUCCAUGUCUGUUGCGUUUUGCAGCUGCGGGCAGCGCGGGUGGAACCAGCUCAGGACGUCCUGAGGAAAGGGAAGGGGUGGUGAGUCAGAGGAAAGGAGAAGGAGGAGCACCCACCAGUGAGGAGCCGGAGUCCGUGUCACUAAAGGAACGCAUGGCCAUGUAUCAGGCUGCCGUGUCCAAGAAGGAGGCCGGCAGCUCAUCCGCCGCGGUAAGGAGAUACUUCCACAAGGAUGUAAAGAGAGAUGGAGGGAAAGACACUCCAAGGAUAACCAGACAGGCUGAUAACUAGACAGGCUAAUAACCAGACAGGACAGGCAGGCAGACAGACACUAUACCUUCAAACACACACAUAGAAAUGUGCGUGGUAUAAUUGGCAGUGCACCCAUUUGAAUGGGUAUUAUUAACAGAACAUUUUCACAGAUCUCCAAAUAUGAUGUAUUCUCAAAACUAUUCUACACAGACAUUCAUGACCACACCUGCUGUGUAAAAAAACACAACAAAAAAGAGCUUACAAGCCAGGGUCAUCAUUGGCUACCACUUCAGAGUAAAGAAACCCCUAUCUGAAAGCUGCUUACACUGUAAUUGAAAAUGAGUGCAUGCAUUAAGCCAAGCCCAUUAAUUCAACUCAGUCUGUGAACUGAAGCCAUCGGAGCAGCAACUUUUUAGCCUUUUACUAUACAUGACUCAGUGGUUCACUAUUAUAUGGCUUCUCUUCCCUGGUCUGUUGCAUUCCAUUCAGCUUCUCUAUACCCAGGUCACUGUUAUGUGAUUGGAACUGAAAGGAAGACAUUUUUGUAUUUCUAAGCCUUUUUAUAUUGAGAAUCCUCAUGGAUAGAAAUACUUCAUCUUUUGUCAUAAAGAAACCCAGUGCUGAAUAUUCCUGGACACUAGAGAUCUUCCAGCAACCACAUAUUCCAGGAACCUCUGUCCACACAGUAAUAUGUACAAUUCUGAAUACAGGUAGUGGGUUAAAAACAAUGUUUUGAUGCAUGACACAUCAACAUUCAUCAUACAUCAUUUACUUCUCAUUCAGUGCUGAAUAAUGACAGCAAUCUGCAUUGAUUGAUUCCAUCAUUGUCAUUUGUCAGUGCCACUGUGGUGACCUCCGUUGAUCCCAGUGUCACCGCCCAUGGGGAGGCUGCUGACAGCUGGCGGUGGGAGGCUGGGCUGUAGGGUUACUGCACACUAUGAGGGAUAACAGACAGAAUCUGGACCAGAAUGAUCCAUCAACACCUUUACAGCUACUGUCUGCAUACGCCGUUAAAACAUAGCUUGAUACUGCUAUGCUGUGUUGAACUAGUUAGUUUGAUUUGACUUGACGUCACAGAUGUUUGGGAUUUCCAAUCGUGUGGGGAGACUGGGGACAUCAUUCUCUUGCAAACGUCAUGAGGUCCUAGGUUAUGGAGGAGUCUGAAGCCUGUUCUCUGCCAGGGGGUCUGGCCAGCGUGAAGAAACAGUUUGAGAGCCAGGAGUACGCCUCCUCCUCCCAGUCCCAGACCAGCGUCACCCAUGUCCACUUAGAAAAGAGAUCCGUGCAGGUACUGCCAACUAAACGGGCAAGGCAUGAGCCAUAUAGAGAUCCUUUAUCCUUAUUUAUUUCUAUUGCACUACCAUACUAAAGCAUGUUGAACCAUACUGAACCAUACUAACGCAUUCACAACCAUCCUGAACCAUACUGAGCCAUGCUAAACCAUACACAUCCAUAGUAAAAACAAGGCAGAAAGGCCAUAUACAGGUCACAGCCACACAGGGAUAGAUUCUGCCCAGUCAUGCAUUCUCUCUCAUCCUGCUGAGCUUAAAACAGGCUGGAUUCAGAGAGUGGGCCUGGACUUAAUGAUGCAUGGGGUUGGGGUCAGGUGUGGAGCAGUGGGUUUUGUUGAGUCGUUGUACUAUAUCAUAACUCCCUAGACUGUAUUUAGGGUUGGAAUGUCACGCUCUGGCUCCGGGACUUUGUAUGUUGAGCCAGGGUGUGUUCGUUUCGUUGUGUUCUGUUUGGUUGGGUUGUUAUGUGGUUGUGUUUCCUUAUUUGUAUUGAGUGACUCCCAAUCAGAGGUAACGAGUGUCAGCUGUUGGCUCGUUAGCUCUGAUUGGGAGCCAUAUUUAAACUGUGUGUUUUCACCUUGUGUUUGUGGGUUUUUGUUCCGUGUUCAGUCAGUGUUACUGUGGACUUCUCGAUCGUGUUUUGUUUUGUAUUUUAUGCUUUACUAUUAAAGUCAUGUUCGCUUCACACGCUGCGCCUUGGUCUACUCCUUCUCGUCAACACGAUCGUGACAGAAAAACCCACCGUAAAAGGACCAAGCAGCGUGUCCAGGAGCAAGGAGACUGGACAUGGGAGGAAGCGCCGGGUAAGGAGAUAGAGAGGCUGGCGAUGGCCCAGGUGGGCAAAUCGUGGUCCUAGGAGGACAUGCUCGGGGGCAAGGGACCUUGGGGUAGGAUCAAGGCCCUGGCGAGAGAGGAGCAACGGCGUCAGCAGGGCCGUCGGAUGGAAGAGAGGCAACCCCAAAACAUUUUUUGGGGGGGGCACAUGGCUUGGGCGGCUGGGCAGCAGGAGGCUGCCACAGGGCAAUUUGGAGAGGAGGCCACCGGGUUUUGGGGGCCAGAAGGCAGGUUGGCGAGGCCGGGAUGGAGAGCGGAACCAACUUCCCGUACUCAGGCAUGGCAGCAUGGGACGGGGCAGGUUCCGCGGUAUGCGGAGCAGCGUACGGUGCCACGAGUGGUCCGGCACAGUCCUGUACGUCCUGUGCGAGCACCCCGCACGUGUCGUGCGAAGGGGGGUAUGCAGCCAGGACGGAGUGUGCCGGCUCAACGCUCGUGGUCUCCUAUGCCUCUCCGCGGUCCCGGAUAUCCUGCUCCAGUAUCACGUGCUGUCAUGUCGGUACGGGUACACAGCCCUGUACGUCCUGUGCGGAUGCCUCACACAGAGUGUGUGAAGGUAGGCAUUCAGCCGGGACGUAUUGUGGCCGCUCUUCAUUCCAGGUCUCCUAUCCGUCUCCACAGUCCGGUGAGGCCUGUUCCUGCUCCACGCACAAAACCUACGGUGUGCGUCGCCAGCCCAGCCCGGCCUGUUCCUGCUCAACGCACAAAGCCUACGGUGUGCGUCGCCAGCCCAGCCCGGCCUGUUCCUGCUCCACGCACAAAACCUACGGUGUGCGUCGCCAGCCCAGCCCGGCCUGUUCCUGCUCAACGCACAAAGCCUACGGUGUGCGUCGCCAGCCCGGCCUGUUCCUGCUCAACGCACAAAGCCUACGGUGUGCGUCGCCAGCCCAGCCCGGCCUGUUCCUGCUCCACGCACAAAACCUACGGUGUGCGUCGCCAGCCCAGCCCGGCCUGUUCCUGCUACUCGCACCAAGCCAAGGGUGCGAGUCGUCAGCCUGGUCCAGCCCGUUCCUGCUACUCGCACCAAGCCAAGGGUGCGAGUCGUCAGCCUGGUCCAGUCCGUUCCUGCUACUCGCACCAAGCCAAGGGUGCGAGUCGUCAGCCUGGCCCAGGCCGUUCCUGCUACUCGCACCAAGCCAGGGGUACGAGUCGUCGGCCUGGUCCAGCCCGUUCCUGCUACUCGCACCAAGCCAAGGGUGCGAGUCGUCAGCCUGGUUCAGCUCGUCCCUGCUACUCGCACCAAGCCAAGGGUGCGAGCCGUCAGCCUGAUCCAGCCCAUUCCUACUACUCGCACCAAGCCAGGGAUGCGAGUCGUCAGCCUGGUGAGGCCCGUUCCGGCUCCACGCAUCAAGCCUAGGGUGCAUAUCGUCAGCCAGGUCCGGUCCGUUCCUGCCUCACGCGCCAAGCCAGGGGUGCGCGUCGUCAGUCCAGAUCCUACCAGCUGGGUCAGAUCGGACCGGGGGCGCUACGGGGGGAUUGAAGAAGGGUGGUGGUCAAGCCCGGAGCCGGAGCCGCCUCCGAGGAGUAAUGCCCACCCAUCCCUCCCCUGUUUGGGGUUUUUGAGGCGCGGUCGCAGUCCGCGCCUUUAGGGGGGGGUACUGUCACGCUCUGGCUCCGGGACUUUGUAUGUUGAGCCAGGGUGUGUUCGUUUCGUUGUGUUCUGUUUGGUUGGGUUGUUAUGUGGUUGUGUUUCCUUAUUUGUAUUGAGUGACUCCCAAUCAGAGGUAACGAGUGUCAGCUGUUGGCUCGUUAGCUCUGAUUGGGAGCCAUAUUUAAACUGUGUGUUUUCACCUUGUGUUUGUGGGUUUUUGUUCCGUGUUCAGUCAGUGUUACUGUGGACUUCUCGAUCGUGUUUUGUUUUGUAUUUUAUGCUUUACUAUUAAAGUCAUGUUCGCUUCACACGCUGCGCCUUGGUCUACUCCUUCUCAUCAACACGAUCGUGACAUGGAAGUAAUCCAGUCCAGUGGGAGAUGCUGCUUACUUAUGCCCCCUUCAGGAAGUCCCUGGAACUAUCACUUCUGCAUUAACUACCACUGUAGCCCUGCAUAUACUCUUAUGAGAACCAUUUGCAUGGAGAUGACUCUAACUAAUGAUGCCUAUGUCUUCUCUUAAUAGGUUAUGGAGGAGUCUGAAGCCUGUUCUCUGCCAGGGGGUCUGGCCAGCGUGAAGAAACAGUUUGAGAGCCAGGAGUACGCCUCCUCCUCCCAGUCCCAGACCAGCGUCACCCAUGUCCACUUAGAAAAGAGAUCUGUACAGGUACUACCAACUAAACGGGCAAGGCAUGAGCCAUAUAGAGAUCCUUUAUCCUUAUUUAUUUAUAUUGCACUACCAUACUAAAGCAUGUUGAACCAUACUGAACCAUACUAACGCAUUCACAACCAUCCUGAACCAUACUGAGCCAUGCUAAACCAUACACAUCCAUAGUAAAAACAAGGCAGAAAGGCCAUAUACAGGUCACAGCCACACAGGGAUAGAUUCUGCCCAGUCAUGCAUUCUCUCUCAUCCUGCUGAGCUUAAAACAGGCUGGAUUCAGAGAGUGGGCCUGGACUUAAUGAUGCAUGGGGUUGGGUCAGGUGUGGAGCAGUGGGUUUUGUUGAGUCGUUGUACUAUGUGCUGCAGCGUCAAGAGCCUUUUUACGCGUGUCUCUGCAGCUCAGAUAAUGGGUCCACAUGCAGUUUUGUUUUGCUGUAUGGCAAGUCAGGGGUGUUUUGUACAGCAACAAAAUAUGUUAUCCUAGAUCUAAGCAGUCUCAGGGAGCCAGUACUAUUCUGACGUGUAUGUUUCUACGCUCUGCAUGCCAGGGAAAGAAAGUCCAAUUUCAAGUACUCCAUUUCUAAAACCUAUUUGAGGUGAAUUUGGUGUAUUUUCAUUUUACUUCAGAGAUUUUUCACCUGUCUCUAUUUGUCACUCACUCUCUCCUUAAGUUACUGUCUAAUAGGAUUUUGACAUUACUAUUCUCACGGGGAGAGCUCUGCAAUUCAGAGGAAAUUAUUUAUUAUUUGUAACAGAUGGAUUUUCCAGUAAGCUUUGCUCUCUGAACAUUACAAUUUUCCCAUCCUGCUGCUAAAUAUGGUCUGCUGUCAGGGGGAACACAAUACUGCUGUGUGUUUGUGACUGAUAGCUACAAUGUGUGUGCGUUAAAGUGUUUGUGUUUGUGUGCGAGUGUGUUGCUUGCAACCUGUCACCGACAGGAAGAGACGCUAGUCGAGCGGGUUCGUGCCAAAAUACUGUGUGCUGCCCUCAAGUAAAGUACCCCGUAAAGCAGAACCGGCGCAAACCACACCCAUCGCCAUCUGGAGACAUUCACGCGUGUGCGUUUGUGAAUGAUAAAUAUGUAGGCCUAGUGUGUGAACGGUCUGUGUGUCGUCUUUCUGACAGGAGGUGUCCAGCUCACAGGAGGUGACAGUGAGGAGCAGUGUCAGGGAGGUCAUCCCCACCACUCAGCAGGUGGCCUUCUUCCAUGGCCAGGAGGUAUUAUACAGCUAAACCUUGAUUACAGUGCAUCACUUACCUGGUAUUUACCAAUUAAUUAUAUUAUUAUUACAGAAUAAGUAUAAUAUGACUUAAUCAGAUCAUUACCCAGCUUUUCGCUCAUAUUUGUUUUCAAAUUGUUUUUAAAUUAGUCUUUACAUUCAGUUGGACCCUUAACCCUGCAACUGUGCAGUCUCAAACGAAACACAUUUUUCACAAACGCAUAUUGAGCCCGUCACGAAGCCUGCUAGGCCAUUUGCCAUCAUUUCAGCCCACACCUACUCAAUAAAUCGAAUUGUUUUAUCUCAAUAUGUUAGCUGCCCCUGCAACUGCCACAACAUCUAUAAUUAAGUGUAAGUGAAUAAUUUUAACACUUUUUGUUUCUCAUAUCACUUUGUUUUCCAAAGUUUUCCUACACAGAGUAAAGUGGAAAAAUAAAAAUAAUAAAAAAUGAACAAAUGCAGGGCUAAAUUAACCUUAGGUGGUAAGAAAAAGGCUGGUUUCAUCUCAAAUCAACAUUCCCCUUACACACCCUUUCUGUUGUCUGUGUGUGAAGGAAAUCUAUUCGAAGAGUUGCUUAUUGUGCUCAGCACUUGCCUCCAUCUCAUUACAGGUGACUCAUGAUCAAAGAGUUCAACAAAGCAACGUGGCCUCCAGUUAUGAAAACCAUUAUGGUGAAACAGGUAGAGUAUAAUAAUAUUCAUAUUUACAUUUUUGGCUUUUUUGAUCACACCCUAGAGUGUAUGCUGUAUAGUAAUGACUGUUGAAAGCUGGAGAUUAUUCUCCAAACCUAAAUUACAGAUGAGGUGUGGAAAUGAAUUGGAUUGAAGAUGAUUUUCUAUUAGAAAUUCAGUGCAUGGCCGCAAAUUAAAUCAAGGCAUAGGAAGGAAAAAAAUAUUGCAACUGGGAAUAAGGUAAUCAAUGCCACUUUUGGAAUUGGAAACGGUAGGUUUUAAAGACACGAUUUUAGGAUCCUCCAAACCCCCUGGGCUUCAAACUGAGACUGAUUUAAUGAGACAACUGCUUCCUGUUUCUAUUUCAGUUAGGGUCAUUGGAGGAGAGGACUUACCAAAGGUCUCCACUCAGGCUUUGAAGCAGCAGUAUGAGAAGACCAUCGAAGAGGCCACGCCGGGCAAGCAAAUUAAGGUAAUGAUGCAGUCUGUUUAUUUACGUGGCCAUUAUAGUGUAUCUGUGUUUAGACGAUGCCAUGAUAUCAACGUCAAAGCAGGGGAAUUCACUUUGAGGGUAGUGAGUACUGAGUAAAUUGGAUGACGUGAGAAUGCGACGUGAUUAAAAAGCACAAAGUAUGACAGUCAUUAUUAUUUUGUGUAUAAACAAACAUAUUCAGAGAUGUCAUUAUCUGCUUAAAUCUACUCUAUGCUUUUUUCUGCUAUACUGUCCUGUUUUCCAUUUCUCUAUCAUUUCAUAUUCUGACUGCAUCUAUCACUGUCCUUCUCUCCAUCAAUCAUAAAACAAUAGAUUGAUCUGGAUUAUAACCAGUUUCAAUGGGCACCGGUAAACCAGUCCUCCUCAGCAGCAGCUAGCUAUGAAAGCUCGUCCACUGUGAAACAGUCAUCCAGAGCUUCAGCAGCAACGAGCUAUGAAACCUCAUCCACUAUGAGGACAGGGGCUGUCUCUUCAUCUACCGCUGCCUCAGCCUCAUCCACUAUGAGGACAGCGGCUGUCUCUUCAUCUACCGCUGCCACAGCCUCAUCCACUAUGAGGACAGGGGCUGUCUCUUCAUCUACCGCUGCCACAGCCUCAUCCACUAUGAGGACAGGGGCUGUCUCUUCAUCUACCGCUGCCUCAGACUCAUCCACUAUGAGGACAGGGGCUGUCUCUUCAUCUACCGCUGCCACAGCCUCAUCCACUAUGAGGACAGGGGCUGUCUCUUCAUCUACCGCUGCCACAGCCUUAUCCACUAUGAGGACAGGGGCUGUCUCUUCCUCUACCGCUGCCUCAGACUCAUCCAUGGAUUA
This is a messenger RNA of Coregonus sp. 'balchen', 20481 nucleotides long. The record is from the annotation of a GenBank genome assembly. Lineage: Eukaryota; Metazoa; Chordata; Actinopteri; Salmoniformes; Salmonidae.